This is a messenger RNA of Closterium sp. Naga37s-1, 2379 nucleotides long. The record is from the annotation of a GenBank genome assembly. NCBI's taxonomy places the organism in Eukaryota, Viridiplantae, Streptophyta, Zygnematophyceae, Desmidiales, Closteriaceae.
AUGGCAUUGAGCGUCUCGGAAGAGGCGCUUCCGGACGGUGACGUGGACGAGGCGCGCGCCGCAGCCGCCGCUGCGUUGCUCGAAAGCGAGCUUCUCCAGAAAUCGCAGGGAAACGCGGCGGGAGAUGCGGCUGGGGAGUUGGGGAAGGGAGGAGCGGACGAGAGCAGUAUCGGAGCUGCAAACGCUGCGUCUGUAGCUGUCGCUGAGCCGCAGGCGAGCGUGACAGUUACGAAGGGGACCAAAAGGGGGAUAACAGUGAAGGGAAAGAAAGUGACAGUAGGAGGAAGAGCAGGAGGGGGAGAGAAAGCUUGGAGCGGAUCAGAGGGGGAAGGCGACUUCAGCGGGAGUGAGAGUGACAGUGGUAGUGGUAGUGAUAGUGGAGGAGAGGAGGUGUUCCGUGUGGUGUGGUCAUCGAGUGACAGCAGGAUAGACUAUCUCGGGGAGAGCACUAAGGGGGAUAUGGUGCUUCCCGAUCUGCCUGUGGACCUCGAGAAUGAGGGGCGGCUUGACCUGGACUUGGGUGCGGAUGUGGGACCCAUAGAGGAGCUCGCCAAGGCAGAGGCGGACGAGGCGGAGUUGCUGCUGGAGCAACUGGGUGUGCCUCCCCAGUUCCCCCAUGGGCUGGCGUCGCGCGGCAUCUUCUGCAGCCGCACUCUCAACCUGCGAUCGAUCACAACCAUCGGAUAUGACAUGGACUACACUCUGAUUCACUAUAACGUCAAUGCCUGGGAGGGCCGAGCCUACGACUACGCCAUGGAGAACCUCCGAGCCAAGGGGUACCCGACCGAGGGGCUGAGGUUCGACCCGGACCUGGUGAUCCGAGGGUUGGUGAUGGACAAGGCGAGUGGCAACCUGGUGAAGUGCGACCGCAAGCUGUACGGCCGUGAAUUGGUAGGCCUGAGGAAUGAGGGAAGGUGGGAGUUCCUCAACACGCUCUUCAGUGUGAGCAAGGCGGUGGUCUACAUGCAGAUGGUUGACCACCUUGACCCCUCUUUCCGUCCUUGUUUUCCUGUUCUGUGUUUUCCUGCUCCCACUACUCCCAACAGCAAGCUGUACGGCCGUGAAUUGGUGGAUCUGAGGAAUGAAGGCAGGUGGGAGUUUCUGAAUACACUGUUCAGUGUGAGCGAGGCUGUGGUCUACAUGCAGAUGGUUGACCGCCUUGACCAGGGGCUGCUGCCUGCUGAGGUGGCACCUGGCGACUACAAGACCCUUUAUUCGGUGGUGGCUAGAGCUCUCUUCCGAGCACAUGUAGAGGGUCAGCUCAAGGUGGUGGCUAGAGCUCUCUUCCGAGCACAUGUGGAGGGGCAGCUCAAGGCUGAAAUCAUCAACUCUCCAGAGAAGUUUGUGGAGCUGGACCCGGAGCUUCCCUUGGCUCUCUUAGACCAGAAGCUGGCAGGGAGGAGGCUGCUGCUGAUCACCAACUCCCAUGCCGGUUCCCCCCUCUCACCCCCGUCCAUCCUCCCCUCACCACUGUCCAUCCUCUCUCCUCCCCCUCAGGCUGAAAUCAUCAACUCGCCAGAGAAGUUUGUAGAGCUGGAUCCGGAACUUCCACUCGCUCUCCUAGACCAGAAGCUGGCGGGGAAGAGGCUGCUGCUGAUCACCAAUUCGGACUAUCAGUACACCCACCGCAUGAUGACUCACGCGUUUGACCGUUCUCCCCUCACAAAAUCGCUCUAUAAAGCUGCUGCUGCUGCUGCUGCUGCUGCUGCUGCUGCUGCUGCUGCUGCUGCUGCUGCUGCUGCUGCUGCUGCUGCUGCUGCUGCUGCUGCUGCUGCUGCUGCUGCUGCUGCUGCUGCUAAAGCGGCUGCUGAUCACCAACUCGGACUAUCAGUACACCCACCGCAUGAUGACCCAUGUGAUCAUGUGAUUGUGUCGGCUCGCAAGCCUGAGUUCUUCUCCAUGGCUCACCCGCUGUAUGAGAUCGUGACGCCUGAUGGGCUCAUGCGACCGUGCUUCAAGGCCAACUCCGCGGUGGGGGAGAUGGAGGAUGGGGAGUUGGUGAGGAGCAUGCAGCGGCUGCUAUGGAUCAUGGCGAGACUUGACGGGGAGAUUGUUCCCUUGCUCGAGACGGACGGAGCUGCUUUCAACGACAGCGGCUGCUAUGGAUCAUGGCGAGACUUGACGGGGAGAUUGUUCCCUUGCUCGAGACGGACGGAGCUGCUUUCAGUGACCGGUGGGUGUGCUGUUGGGUUCAGUGCGGUUGAAAGGUGUAGUAGUUCUGCUUCCCCCUGGGAUGGGGAUCUGGUGAGGAGCAUGCAGCGGCUGCUAUGGAUCAUGGCGAGACUUGACGGGGAGAUUGUUCCCUUGCUCGAGACGGACGGAGCUGCUUUCAACGACAGGUGGGUGUGCUGCUGGGUUCAGUGCGGUUCAAAGGUGUGA